CUGCUCAGUCAUGUGAUCAGCUGUGUCCAAUCACAGCUGAUCGCAUGUAAACAGGGAAAUGCCGGUUAUCGGCAUUUCUCUCCUCACGAACUGUCACGCUGACAGCUCGAGAGGAAAGGAGAGCUGCCCCAGCAGUGCCACCUGUCAGUGUCCAUCAGUGCCAGCUGUCAGUGCUCAUCCAUGCCACCUGCCAGUGCCCAUCAGUGCCACAUCAAUGCCACAUAUCAGUGCCUACCAGUGCCACCUAUCAGUGCUGCCAAUCACUGCCACCUAUCAGUGCCAGUCAGUGCCACCUAUCAGUGCCCUGCCAGUCAGUGCCACCUAACAGUGCCAGUCAGUGUCACAUAUCAGUGAAAGUCAGUGCCGCCUAUCAGUGCCACCUAUCAGUGCUGCCUUUCAGUGCCCAUCAGUG
This is a messenger RNA of Staurois parvus, 412 nucleotides long. The record is from the annotation of a GenBank genome assembly. Lineage: Eukaryota; Metazoa; Chordata; Amphibia; Anura; Ranidae.